AUGGCAGUGUGGGAGAAUUCCGAGGAGGAGUUCUCUGAGGCUUUGAAGUCUGUGCGUCUCUGGUGGAAACCUGUGGAGGCAGCGAUCCGUGGCCGUCGUGUGGACCUUUUGCAGGGCGCUCUCAAGGAGGCUCAUGGCGAAAGUUAUCUCAGGACUGUCUAUGCAGUGCGGCGAAGUGCAAGCUUAGACCCUGCACAUCGCCAUUCUGUGGAGAUGGAGAUGGCUGCGAGACUUGUCAAAGCAAGGGCUGUUCUUGGCAAGUGGCAGGCAGGCGUAGAGGAGAUCAAGAAAGCUCAUCGGGCGAGAGAUGUGGGUGGCCUUGCUCAAGCCCUAUCCCGCUUUCAGCAUUCAGCAGAUGAUGCAGAGGUAUCAGGUGCACGUCAAGAUCUGGAGCGAUGGCGCAGACUGGCAGAAGAGCUGCCCAAGUUGCUGAAGGAAGCCCUGGACCGCCGCGACGUGCCCAAGCUGCGCGAGGCCAUUGUGGACAUGAGUAAAGAUGGUCCCAUGAACAUCGACGGCGCCGAAGAAGCCAAGAAGAUGAUCAAGAGGUACCAAAUUCGGGCGCGAGCGCUGGACCAUGCUGUGGGUGAGAGGAAGAUCUCUUCGAUCCAGGCUGCUUUAGCGACAUGGGACUUUGGCAGAGAUGACAUCCACGCUGUGAAGGCGCGUCAGGCCAUCGCACGACGAGAUCAGCAGAAACAGAAACUGCAGGAAGCCGUGCAGAAACGCGAUGGACCCCGUCUGCACCAAGUGGUGAACGACUGGGAGUUUGAUCGUAGCGAUGAGGACUUUCAGGAAUCACUGCAAGCCUUGACGCGCUAUGAGAAGAUGAUCAUGGAUGUUGGGAGGAUGAUGGGUCCUCCAAUGGAUAUCGUGGCCCUGGCGCAUGUGCUGGAUAACUGGGAGUGGUCCAAAGAUGACCUGGUGCGACUAGCAACCCAGAAGCGGAUCAGCGAGCACGAAAAUGCGGCUCGGAACGCUUUAGAGGCCAAGGAUGGUUGGAAACUUCAGAGAAUUUGGCAAUUCGACGCGUCCGUGAAGCCAAAGGGAAAGGGAGGAACAUCAGCACUUCAUAACCAGAUGGCUGGUAUCAAGUGGAAAGCGACUGUGGCGAAGAACCGCUACCGAGAAGCCACCAACGCUCUACGGGAAGCAAUACAUGAUGCGGUGGAGGAAUCUGACUACAUGCGCGCAGAGGCUUUUGCCGAGGUGGAAGUCCCCGAGGGAGAGGACGCCAUCCAGGCACCACAUCCCAGCGUGCUCAUGAGCCUAACAAAGUUUGGUGUGACUGGAAUGCCGCCCAAAGAGCAUGAUCUACACACACUGGUAGAGAACUGGCCUUUCAGUUCGGAUGACCCAACUGUGCAGUUAGCAGCCCAUUGGUUGCAUUCGAGAUCUUUGUUGAAGAAAAGCUCGGUGAGCUACCUGGACAUUGCCAUCAAUGGUGGUCAUUCGCAAAGCAUCGUCAAGGCAUAUUCACGAGCGGCCGCCGUGGCAGUGCCACCACGGAUCUACCAUAAGUUCGUUAAGCUGCCAAGCAACAUUCUGAGGGCAAAGGAGGAGGCUUUGAUGCGAGAAGCCAUCAUGCAAGCUGUGGGUGCCAUGUGUUUAGGUGUUGAGCCGCAUCAGCUGAUUUUGGCCUCUGGCUUUGCCAAGGAGAUGGCAGAAAAG
Messenger RNA from Cladocopium goreaui, 1671 nucleotides. Lineage: Eukaryota; Dinophyceae; Suessiales; Symbiodiniaceae. The record is from the annotation of a GenBank genome assembly.